AAAGGUCAAACCAUACACAUUUUCUUUUCUUAAUAAUAUCCCAUUAAAAAUCAUUAGAUACACUUGAAAAUUUUGUGAAGUUACAAGGAAAAAAGAAAAGCAAAGCAAAAUGAGUCCUAAAGCUCCUAUUGAUCUUCCUGUCAUAGAUUUCUCCAAGUUAGGACUGAAUCCAGGCAGUAACAUUGAAGAUCAGUGGGAUUCUGUAAAAUCCCAAGUUCUGAAAGCUGCAGAAGAGUAUGGCUGUUUCAAGGUUAUGUCCACUAAAAUCUCUUCAGAGCUAAAGAACGGAAUCAUGAGUAAUCUAGAAGAGCUUUUUGCCCUACCUUUAGAGACCAAAAUGAAUAAUACUUCAGAAAUACCCAAUGCUGGCUACAUUGGAAAGACACCCUUUACGCCAUUGUUUGAGAGUAUAGGCAUUGUUGAUCCUGUGAAUUUGGCAAAGGUCGAAAGCCUAGCCAAUGCCCUGUGGCCAGAAGGAAACCCAAGUUUCAGCAAGAACAUACAGUGUUAUUCUGAACAAGUACUGGAAAUAGAAAAAAUAAUAAGAAGGAUGGUGGUGGAAGGCUUGGGGCUUGAGAAGUACUUGGAUGAACACUUGAACUCAAGUGAUUCUUGUAUUAGGGUUAUCAAAUAUGAAUGCCCUAAAACCACUGAGGCAGAGAUUGGCCUAGCUGCUCAUACUGAUCAUGGCAUGAUCGCAAUCCUUUAUCAAAAUCAGGUUGAUGGAUUAGAGGUCGAGACCAAAACUGGCGAGUGGAUUGAUGUCAAGCUCGAACCGGAUCAGUUCAUAGUCAUCAUUGGAGAAUCUUUUCUAGCAUGGACUAAUGGCCGUAUCUAUGCUCCAAAUCAUCGUGUCACAAUGGCCGGAAAAGAUGUGAGAUACUCAGUGGGAACAUUUACAGCAUUUAAAGCAGGGUACAUUGUGAAAGCUCCGGUGGAGCUAGUGGAUGAAGAGCAUCCCUUGCUUUACAAGCCUUUUGAUUUUCUGGAAGUCCUGAAACGCCACCAGGAAGAAGCACAGAAGAGCAGUGAAAAACCUGAAAAGGCUUUUGCUCCUUUAAAAGCUUAUUAUGGUGCUUGAAAUUGAAAUUGAAACUGAAUAUGCACAUGAUAUUUCAAAGUUGAUUGGAUUAAAUUUCUUUUGAUCUAUGUUGCUAAUGGCUUUGUAAAUGCUUUUGAAUUUUAAAGAAGUCAUGUAAUGAUUGCUUGCCUAUAUAAGCCUCUGUUAAUCAUAGCUUCAAUAAUUGGGAAACCUCAUUCUUUUGCUUGGGACCAUGU
Manihot esculenta (cassava) is the source of this 1278-nucleotide messenger RNA. Its product is annotated as probable 2-oxoglutarate-dependent dioxygenase AOP1. Gene Ontology annotation, molecular function: dioxygenase activity. The record is from RefSeq and is a predicted model, not a curated record. The coding region runs from base 110 to 1081 and encodes 323 amino acids. The transcript is spliced from 3 exons. NCBI's taxonomy places the organism in Eukaryota, Viridiplantae, Streptophyta, Magnoliopsida, Malpighiales, Euphorbiaceae.